Molecule: messenger RNA, 9992 nt
Organism: Vespula vulgaris
Lineage: Eukaryota; Metazoa; Arthropoda; Insecta; Hymenoptera; Vespidae
Gene: Cdk5alpha
Exons: 5
Coding region: 1-3363 (1120 amino acids)
Biological process (GO): activation of protein kinase activity; positive regulation of cyclin-dependent protein serine/threonine kinase activity
Cellular component (GO): cytoplasm; protein kinase 5 complex
Molecular function (GO): protein kinase binding; cyclin-dependent protein serine/threonine kinase activator activity
Source: RefSeq, a predicted model, not a curated record
AUGGGUACCGUUUUGUCAUUCAGUCCAAGGGAUCGACGUGGCUCCGUCUAUCCCCCAACCACCCAUCAACAUUCAACCGAUUUCACUUUGAACAACUUCAAUUACGAGCAAUUGAACAACGCGAAAAAUCGAGAGAACAAGAGUGCCGUAGCUACGGUGGCGCCGGCGCCUCCUACGAGUCAUCCACCGUCGAACAAUAAUUCCUUGCAAAAUAAUAAUAUUAAUCUAAACAAUAACGACAAUGCGAGAAUUAUCUCGGAGAAGAAUGCGCUCGAGAAGAAUCUCAAGAAACACUCUUUAUUCAUCAACGCUCUAUCGUGGAAACGAUUCAGCACGGCGAACAAUAAUAAGAAAAAGCUCGAUAAUAAGAACAAAAAUAUCGCUUUUAGACAACCACUCGAUAACAUUCCCAUCGUCGAUAAAAAUAAGAACAUACAAACACCUCAGACGAAAGCUCCGGCGUCUAACAACAAUCAUACAACGCACAAUCCUACGUGCGAGAAAUUGGUGCAGAAACCUUUGCCACCUGGACCAAGGAAAACCGUGAUCCAAGCCUCCACGUCAGAACUGUUAAAAUGCCUCGGCGUCUUCCUACACAGGAAGUGCACGCGAUUAAGGGACUUCCAAGCUGGUGACGCAGUAAUGUGGCUUAGAACAGUCGAUAGGAGUCUCCUGCUUCAGGGUUGGCAGGACGUAGCAUUUAUCAACCCAGCCAACGUAGUGUUCGUCUAUAUGCUUGUAAGAGAACUAGUCGAUGGAGACGAAGCUUCCGAGAGGGAACUUCGAGCAACCGUGUUAACGUGCCUCUAUUUGAGCUAUAGUUACAUGGGCAAUGAGAUUAGUUAUCCUUUGAAGCCGUUCCUCGUCGAGGAUAGCAAGGAUAAGUUUUGGGAUAGGUGUCUGUUGAUCGUCAAUCGAUUGAGCUCCGAAAUGUUGCGAAUCAACAGCGAGCCUGGCUUCUUCACGGAAAUAUUCGCUGAACUGAAGGUAGCGAGAAUAUUACGCGUGCUUGCGGAGCCGACGAGCGUGGCAGUCUAUCUGGAAGUGGCCUCGAACGGAGUCUCGUCGUCUCCGGAGUCGCGGUACCCACCAAGGCGGCUUGACGGAGCUACACACACUUGUGGGUGCGCAUCUACCCGCACGGCUGCGACGUCACGACGCUCUGACGACGGUCGGCACGACGACGAGGAGCUGCGAUCGCAGCUUGACCCCUCCGCAUCGACCUCGGCCUCGACCUCGACGUCGACGUUGCAACGCCAGCAAGAAACUCAGCAACAACAGCAACAGCAGCAGCAGCAGCCACAAAAACAGCAUCCGAUUCAUCAGGACAUUAUAAUACAAGGCGGUCGUUGUCCAUCGUGCGGUCAACGACGAAAAGAGGAGAUCGUUUAUACGAUCGAAGAUUUAGAUGCGAUCGAAGCACCGCCAUUGGAGUCGACGAGAACGCCGCCGCCAUCGGCAAGUCGAACCUGCAGCUGCGAGGUCUCCUCGUUGGUCGUCGAUACAUUCAUUGACGAUGGGGAUCGAGCCGAACUUCGUAAGUAUCGUAGCGUCGAGGCUAGGUGGGCCAACACGAGUUUCCUCUCACCGGACGACGCGAUCUGGGACUUGAAGAAACACGCGAGCGAAGGUACUGAGUUCCGUUGGGCACUUCAUACUUCUAGCACUGACGUUGACUUGGCUAGAAAGGCCAAAUGCAGCUGUCACAAUUUAACCCCAGAAGAAAAGAAACCACACGAUGGGGUACAACGAGGUGAUCUUCGAAAGCAUCACAGUGCUGAGACGGACAAGUGGUCGGUUAAGCCUGAUUAUUUGGCACCACCGAUGCACGAUCUUAGAAAACACAGUAGCGACGAUACGAGGAUGGCACGUGAAGCCAGAUGGACUCUUCAGAUACCUGAGGUAUUACCCAAUCCGAAACCUAGAUGUACCUGUCCGAAGGCAAAGACGUUGCCUCCUUCUCCGUCGCCUGUCGAGCCACCGAAGCUCGUGGAAGAACAGUCGGAAGACAGGGUAGAAGAGGAGAUACCGAAAGAGAAGGAACAACCCGAGAGAAGGAUGGUUUAUUCGAAAUCUCUUACACCCGAGGAACCAGACGCGCCGUCGCACGAGAGGCCUGAACUGAAGAAACACGCCAGCGAAGGAUCCAGAUUAAUUAAACAGGAGAGAGUGAAGGAACGGCCGAAGUUGGUACGAUCUGCGCAUCAAACGAAAAGCAUACUCGGUAUAACCGGUAUGUCGAAGAAAUGGGAACAAAAGGAAACUGUUGCGAGUCCGACCGAGGAUAGUAGAAAACCUCGUGCUAAGUGGGCAAUGAAGCCGCACUUUUCGUUGCCAGCGGAGAAGAAGGAAUCGAGAUGGUCGAGAGGAGACUCGGCUGAUUCAGGCAAAAGUAAGAGUCUAAGAGAAAGACCAAGGUAUAGCAUCCGUAGGAGCAUGUCGCCUGAUCCGGAUCCAAGGCAAAUGACAAGACUGGAGAAUAGGAUCGUUCGACGUUUAAUAUCGCCUGAGAUAACGGUGACGAAUGCCAAAUGGGCACCGUACGAGGACGCUUCGCCAUUGCCGAAUGUUGGGGUUAAAAAACGCGAGCAAAAGCAUAUCAGCGAGAUCAAAUGGACACCGUACGAUGAUUCGCCUAGUGACGCUAGUGGUGGACCAAUCCGAGAACCGACCAUCGAGCCCGAGGAACCAAAGAGUUGGUCACCAUUUCACAACGUUACACCGACUCAUUGUCCACCUUUAGCAACCACGCAAGCUCGUACCGAGGAAGAAGACUUUCGUUGGCGUUUUCUCAACCAGGUAUCGCCCUUCCCGAUUUAUCAGGGUGCCUGGAAGGACGAAUCACCGGAGAAAACACCGAUUAAGAGAGCGCCGAGUCCGAUCGAGUCUUCGCCUGUUUGGUCACCGCAGGUACCGACCACCCCGGUUAAGAGACAGAGAUCGCAACAGCAACAAUUAUCGGUACAAGCGUAUUCCCCGGCUCAACAGAGGAAGAGCAUUGUGAAGGAACGCCGUGGAGCAUCCAAAAAGAAAGCCGCUCUUCGUGCCAGAUCGGAAAGUGGUUAUCAAUUGGAAGAUAGAUUGGCACCGCCGCCACACGCGAUAGUUCGUGCCUCGAGCGAAGAGCCAAAAGGUAGACAGAGACCACAGUUGCUCAGAUCCAAAGCCCUUCUCGAAGUUCCAACUACGAUGGACCCUAGCAAGAGGUCCCUCAGCGAGGAGGUACCUCGUAUGCGAUCUCGUGAAUUAGCUCGUGGACCCAACAGAGCUCGAAGCGAAGAGGUACCUAAGUACAAAGAUCCUUGGUUCGCCAAUGAGGACGACGAGGCCACCGAACUUCGGCAAUACGUCACGACGGUCUAACUCUCGAUUCGUUAUCGACGAGAAGCAUUUCUUUCAUUUAUCUCAUAUCUCCCACAUCUCGAUUCCUCGUCGCCUUUUUAAUCAAACAUUAUUUCCUUGAUCUUGAUUUAUCAUACUCUUGUCGCUUUAAACAAGCAGCCCUUUCCAUUUGCUUUCCUUCACCAAUGAAGAUUCUACGAUUGAAUCCUGUGAUAUUUGGAGGAUGGAAAGAUUCUCUCUUUUUUUCCGGUUUAUUUCUUUAUUUUAUUUUAUUUCUCUCUUUCUUUUUUUAUAUAUGUAAUUUAUUUUUUUUAACGCAACGUACAAUACCGGCAGACAGACGGCAAUGAAAAGAAACUUCAACAAAGGGACCUUCGAAACAGGCGUUUUAAACUUCGUUGGCCUACGGGGAGAGGAACUACGAUCGAGGAAAGAAAAAAGAAGAAGAAGGAAGGAAAAGAAGGAAUAACCGAAAGAAACACGAGGAAGAUAUAUUCACACAAAUUUACGAUUCUUUCCAUAAAUCAAAGUAAUAAAGCUGCGUACGUCACGAGACAAAGAGGAGAGGGGUCAAGCAUCGACGAAUCUAUCGUCUAUUAUUAUUACAUUUUAGUCUAAUACAAAGCGCGACACAUUACGAAGCGAUCGAACGAAGAUCACAGCGUGUAUUCCUUCGAAGGAAGGACAUUGUCGAAAUUUUUCGAUGAAAUACGAAAAAAUACGAGAAGAGAAAUAUAUUCUUUUCCGUUCCACGUUUGAUCGAGCUCAUCAUCAUUGAUAAAUGAUGUCCAACGUCGUCGUCGAAUUUAGAAAUCAAUAUCGCACGAUGAUUUCCACGAAUAACGAUAUUAGAAUCGUGUUAGAAGUGAUAUUAGAAAUGACGACAACUAAAAAAGUAAAAAGAAAAGAAAAGAGAAGAGAAGAGAAGAGAAAAAAAGAAAAGAAAAGAAAAGUUAAGAAAAAGAAAAAGAAAAGAAAAGAAAAGAAAAAAAAAUUAAAAUAAAUAACAAGAAAAAAGACGCGAUAGUUAUUUAAACGUUUCAAGUAUAACGCUGUGAACGCGAUUAAAAAGAGAAGGAGAAGAAUAGAAAACUCUAAUACAAAUAAUAAUAAUAAUAAUAAUAAUAAUAAUAAUAAUAAUAAUAAUAAUAAUAAUAAUAUUAAUAAUAUUAAUAAUAUUAAUAUUAAUAUUAAUAAUAAUAAAAAUAAUAACAACAACAAAAAGAACAGAAAUAAAUAAAUAAAUAAAUAAAUAAAAUGAAAAAAAAAAAAGGAAUAAUAAAAAGAAAGAGAACGAGAAGAAGAAAGAGAAAAAAAGCAAGCGUGAAUUCACGAUAAAAAAAUUCAAAUACGGGAAUAGUAUCGUAAGCAUAGUUGUAAAACAUUUUGCGUGUGAAAAGAGUGUGAUAAAGGGACGAGAGAGAGAGAGAGAGAGAAAGAGAGAGAAAUAGAGAGAGACUGAGAGAGAAAAAAUAAAUGACGAAAGUGAAAAAAGGGAAAAGGGAAAGGUAUAGGGAUAGGGAUAGGGAUAUAGAGGUAGUACCUUGGCGAUCGAGUGCACACAAGAUAUACAAUUAUAUACGCGCGAAAGAGAGUUUAGAUAUAAUUAUAUCGAUAACGCUCGAGUGCGAAGGGAAUGGGAUGAAAGGGAAGAUAUGUACGUGCGAGAGGAAAAAAGGUUUAAAGGAAAAAGGGAGCGAGAAUAUAACGGGUUGCCCUGGUCGACCCGACCGCUCGAUGUUCGACGAGGGUCAACCUGCUUGUUUCUUUUAUUCGCGAAAAAGAAGCCGUCAAUACGAACGACGAAAUGAUAAAAGAUAAGAGAGAAUGAAAAAAAAAAAACGAGAAAGAUAUAUAUAUAUAUAUUAUAUAUAUAUAUAUUAUAUAAAAUAAUUUCCGUAUUAUGCGAAGGGAUCUAUAAUCCCUUUUCUCGAUCGAUCAAGAUAAAAAUCCAAGAAAAAAGACAACAAAAAAGAAGAGAUGCGAGAGAGAAAAAGAGAGAGAGAGAAUCUCGUUGCGUAUGACGAUGCGUAAUUAUUGAUUUUUUGUUUUUCGCGACGAGCCAGAGAAUAUUUGUCGGUCGUUUUAUUUUUCACUCUAUUUUUACUCUACAUAUUUUCUUUUUAUAUAUAUAUAUAUAUGUAUGCAUGUGUACAUAUAUACAUAUAUAUAUCUUUUUUUUUAAAUAAAUUCAGUGUACGAAAAAGUACAUUUUUAUAUAAAAGACGGCCGAUCGCGUUCAAUGGCUCGUUUGUGCCGGUGCGUGCAAUAUGAAUUAGGAUUACAUAAAAGUCAUUUGAAUUAUUAGAUAUUAUAUUCUAAUGUAAUGUAACGACAGGAAACUCGAGUUUGGCUAAUCGAAAUGUGCACAGAGUGCAGGGCCAAACGAGAAACCCUUUGUCGAUGUCUAGCGAGAGGACUACCGCACGAACGUUACUUUUCAUCGAUCGAUAUGGAAAGGAAGCGGACUUUAUUAGCUGCGUUAUAUAUUUAUAAAUUGAUCACAGACUGUAUCAGUAUUUCUCAUAGUUUAUGUCGCGCGAUUUAUUGCGUUGCAAAUUAGUCGAGAAACUCUCGAGUACCGUAUACAUAAUACUCUUCUCAAUCAUAACAAACACUAACUAAACAUAUACACACUCCUACGUAUCGAUUUUUUCCAUUUUUUUUAUUUUUUAUUUUUUUUUAUUUUAUAUCUUUUUAUUCCUUCGAUACUCGUCCCCAUUCCACAUGUUUUUAAUAUUAUAUUGAUAUUGAUAUUAAUUAUUAGAUUAUAAUAUCAUUUCGAAUUUUGAAUGAAAGAUGCAUUCGAUAGAGGAGAGAGAGAAAAAGAGAGAGAGAGGGAGAGGAAGAGAGAAAGAGAGAUAAAAGAAGUAUAUCGUUUUAACGAAGAGGAUGACAAAGAGCAAAAUUGAUACAGAAGGAAAGAGAAAGGGAAAUGAAACUCGUAUCGUCGUGAUCGCGUUUGAUCGAUUGAAAUAAUAGUAAAUAGAAAAAUAAAACAAUAUUACGAGACUGAAACGCAUUCGUGCGUGUCACGUGCCAUAUAUAUAUAUGUGUGUGUGUGUGUGUGUGUGUGUAUAUAUAUAUAUAUAGACACACAUGCACAUAUAUAUACAUAUACAUAUAUGUAUAUAUAUAUGUAAUAACAAUAUUUACGUACGUACAUAUAUGUUAUGUAUCGAUUCUCUAUACUUUACAGAUAAUCGAUACAUCGUUAGAAUUAGAAAUCUAAAGCUUCGUUCUUGCAAGAUUUACACAAGAUUUUGAAAUCCGUCUAAUUCAUCUAAUUCGUUUGCCUAACGACGAUGAUUCGACGAUGGAAAAUUAAAAAGACGUAAAGAAGGACUCUCAAUUUCUACGAGAAAUAAAAGAUAUAUAAAUAAAUAAAAUACGAUUCGGGAUCUUUCGUACGCGAAAAUAAUCAUUCAUUCGCUUCGCGAAAUACGAAUCGUUGGUAUGAAAGGAAAGAAGAAAGAAACAUGAGUCUUUCUUUUUUUAUUUUGACUCUCUCCCUUCCUCUCCCUCCCUUCCUCUCCCUCCCUCUUUCUCUCUCUUGCUCUGUAAAAUUUAUUUUUUAAGUAUACUCUGGUGAGACUGUAAAGAACGAGAAAAAAACAGAUAUAGAUACGUAUAUACGUGAAGAAUUUAUAAGAAAAAGAGAGAGACAGAUGAAGAUAGCGAAUGAUAAGGAUUAAUUUUGUAAAUGUGGAGUCAAUGUUGGACCAACGUUUUAUUUACAACUUUUAUUAUCGAUUUAAAGAUGAAAAUAAUUCUAUGGAAUAAGUUAAUCGAUGAUUCUAUCUUGCAAUAAAACGAUUUAAGAACUUUAACGUGUCUACGGUAUAGUCAAUCAAUGUGCGGAGUUUUAUGAAUGAAACGAAAAAAACAGAAACGAGUCAAUGAUCGUCCAGUGAUACUCGACAUAAAUAAUUUUACGAGCGAUAUUCGACGAUCAUUGAUCGAUUCACAAAUUCGUCUUAUUCAUAAAACUCUUUCAUUGACGAACUUUUUCGUCGAACUAUUUUCAUUUUUAAAUGUAUGAUCGAUAUUGAGAUACUGUCCGAAAAAAAUUAAUACGCGAGUAUAUGAAAGAAUCCAUUCAAUUAGAAUUAAAAAAAAACAAUUAUAAUUCUUUUCUUUCCCUUCAUUAGCUGCCAGAUAUCGAACGAUCUUAAAAACUAUCGUAAAUGAUUUUCUUCUAAUUAAAGGUAUUCACGUGUUCUGCAAAUUUAAAUAAAUGCUCUUCGUUUAGACGAUACCACCGCUUAAAAAGAAAAUACGAGAAUCUCUAAGUUCUCUCGCGCUUUCGUAUAUAAUUAAAGGAAGCAACAGUGUCAUCAACAGGGCAACUUAGAAUGAAUGAAGUGUUCUCGUUAGUUGUGUUCCCAAAUGCGGAUUAGCAUUAAUUGUUGUCAAUUGAUAUCGUUCGAAAGACGAUUCAUUCGACUAUCGAUUUUAAUGAUAAUCGUGUUCACUCUCUAUCUCUCUCUUUCUUUGCUUCUCUUCUUUUAAUCUUUUUUCUCAUUCUCUCUUUCUUUCUUUCUACAUUUUGUGUCUUUCUCUCUCUGUUCAUCGAUUAGAAAAAAGGUGUAAAAGAAUAUAAGUUACUUACAUAAAAUAAUUAUCGACAAUUACUGACGAUUAUCGAUGAGAACUGAUUACUGUAAUAUAAAUGAUAAAACGUUUCCUAUUUUCUUCUUUUACAUUUUUUUCAUCUUUUUUAUUGAAUUACCCGUCUUCUUUAUCGAAAAUUUCUAGAAAAAAAAAAUUGAAAAAGAAAGGGAGAGAGAGAGAGAAAGAGAGGAAGAGAGAGGGAGAGAAAGAAAUAGGAGACGUCGAAGUUUUUCACCUUUUUUCGAUUGCUCUUACAAUUCCUCUCCGUUCUAAUUAUAUAUUUCAUUCCUCUUAUCUUUCGACGAAAAUGAUAAUCAUAUCCUCGUCGCGAUAAGGUUUCUAUUACUAUGAUAUGCUGCAUAAUGAAAGAAUUUGUUUCUUCUUUCUAUAUUCUUUGCACACAUUCCAUAUAUUAACAACAUUAACACACACACACACACACGUGCACACGUAUGAAACUGAGAUAUCCACACAUACAUAGAAAUACACACAGAUAAAAAGAGUGAGAGAGAAUAAGAAAGAUUGUAAGAGAAAAGUAUAAAAAGAGAUACACAUAAUUUACAUAAAUACAUGCAUAAACAUAUGCACACACGAACUAUAGUUUCUUUCUUCGUAGUGCACACUAUUUGAUUCUGGCGUUAUCUCGCGUGCGUAUUGUAUAUUAUAUACAUAAACUUAAUAAUUAUUAUUCGCGUAUUAAUCUCCGAUAAAACACAGCUCUUUAACGUUUUAUCUUACGAGAAAUGGAUGACGUUAAUUGUGCGCGUGUUAUCUUUACGCGUAUAUUUGUAAUAAGAACAGAUUGAGCAUGGAUGCUAACAAUAUAAAAAUUGUAUCUGUGCUGCCAUUAGCGUUAAAAAUGAGAAAAAAAGAGAGAGAGAGAGUGAGUGAGUGAGUGAAUGAGUGAGAAUGUAUGUGUGAAAUUUAAACAAAGAAAGAGAGAAAGAUAGAGAAAGAAAGAGAGAAAGAGAGAGAAAAGAAAGUGCAUGAAACGGUCGAAAAGCCAAAGUAUAUAGUUAAAACAAAGUCCCUUACAUUUACAGGCACUCAUACGAUCGCGGAAACACACAUGUGUGUGUAUAUAUAUGUAUAUAUAUAUACAUACACGCAUACACACACACAUAUAUAUAUACGCAGUUGAUACUUUCAUGUCAUACUUAACACAUAACGGACACACACAUAUACACACGCGCACGCAGCAUAAUUUACGUACCCGAGAUGUAAUCGUGUAAAAGCCUUUUAAUCCCAAGCAAAAAGAGUUCGUUUCGCGGUCAAGCAUGAUUUUAGGAACCUUCAUGUCGAAUAAUUAUUAAUUAGCAUUCUCAUUCCAUAUAUCGUGUAAUCGAGAUAUCGAGCGGUCGCGAGCAGUACGUAUUUAGCGUGAUAAAACAAAAAAAAAAAAGAAAAAAAUAAAUAAAACCAGAAAUAUAAAAGGACAAAAUGGACCUACAAAGAAUAUGGUUCGUUAGCGUGUACUACUGUGUAUUCGAAUGUGAUCGAUUUAUUAAUUAAGAUUGUCAUGUUUCCUUUACAUUGUGCUUUUUAAUGUUGUCAUUAUCAUCAUCGUAAUUAUUAACAUUAUUGUCAUUUAUUAUUAUUACUAUUAUUAUUAUUAUUAUUAUUAUUAUUAUUAUUAUUAUUAUUAUUAUUACUAUUGAUUAUUGAUUAUAUUAUUGAUUAUUAUUGAUAUUAUUAUUAUUAAUAUUAUUAUUAUUAUAAUUAUUAUUAUUAUCAUUAUUAGUAUAUUAUUAUAUUAUUAUAAUUAGUUAUUAACAUCGUUAUUGUCUUCGAUCAUGACAUUUGAACAAUUUCUUGUUUCUAGUCGAAAUCUUCUAGUCUCGUUAUAAUUAUUCCAUCGACACAUACGAUCCCAAAGCGAUAAAAACACGCGUUGCAGGAACAAUACAAUCUUGCGAUAUAGAGAGAGAGAGAGAGAGAGAAAGCGAUACAUUAUGCCGUACAACAAAUACAGUAUACAGUCCGUAAAUAUGAGGUAAAUGUUGAUUUGUUUAAAUAAAUGUAAGUUUGAAAAUCCA